UUCUUCCUGCAGAGCUUAGGCCUGCAGACGCUCUGGUAGCUCCUCAGUUUUACGAACAACGCAGUCUCAAAUUCAUUACUACAAUACAAAAACUUCAACUUGACUGAAAUAAGCGGAUGAAGAUGUGGGUUUCGGUAGUAGGGGUGAUGGUCCUAUGCCUUUACGUCAACCCUACAAUUGCGAAAGAAGUGUGCUCUGAUAGCGUGAUUAAAGAUGCUUUACUAAACUUGGCACACGCAAUGCGGCUGAAUAGUCAGAAAUUAGAACGACACGAACUUCGAGACCGUCAAGCAGCAGAACAUUUGAACAAAGCUAUGGGAGUUUUAGUCAAAAAAUCUUCUGUUCUUGACACGGUCACGACGAAUUUCACGCAAAUUGAGGAUCGAAUAUCUGGAAUUGAGCAGCUCAUUUCGCAGAAAGACGAGAGAGAGAGAAUCCAGUUGCAGAAAACCGUGGAUUUGAUAGAAAGGUUGGAGGCAUUUCUGGAAACACAGUUCAAGGACAUGAAAACUAAAAUGUCCGAAAUGAGUGAACGUACUGAAGUAACUACACCACCUACAACCCCUGAGUCCACAUUAAUAUCAGAUAUAAUAUCGAAGAUAAACGAUACAGAAGAAAAUUUAAUUGGACAUGUUGCAAGGAUUGAUCUUGGCGUUAGCAGGAUGGCCAAUAGAAGUGAAGACAACAUUGCCGUUCAAAAUGAGAAACUACAGACCAUAAUUAACGAAGUACAAAACAUAAGCAGUAGAAUCACGGACAUCGAAACAGCUCUCAAAAAAGAUGACGAGAUUUCCGAAAAGGACAAAAACGAAUCUAUGGAACAAAUAGUUAACAUCGAAUUAAUUCUGAAACAGCAAAAUGAAACACUUGGAACAGUUACAGAACAUUUGGAAGGCAUUGCGAAUCGUAUCCAACUUUUACCGACGGCACCUGAAGUUGAAGCUCGUCAUCUCGAAAUAAAGGAGGCUGUAGAAGGAACUCAGCAUACGUUGUCAGGUUCAAUUAACAAUGAAGUUGACGGAUUAAGGAAUCAAGUCUGUGAAAGUGAAGAAAAAAUCAAAAACAGUAUUGGAGAUCUAAGGUUAUCUCUCGCCAUGAAUUCAGAGUAUGUGAAUAAGGAAUUAGCAAUCCUUACUCAAGGUCAAGCCGUGUUGGAGUCUGCGGCAGAGAACAUAGAACAUACAAAAAAAAAGGUGGUAUUUGGAGUCCACCAAACUAUUUCGGGAAUUGAGGGAUUUAUCAAUGACCAGAAUGCAAUAGUUAAUGACAACUUUAACGAGAAAAUUAUCACAGUUUCGAAUAAUAUCAUUGGAAAUCAAAGUAAAGCUCUGGCAAAUUUGACAAUGAAAAUGGAAGAUGAAAUCCUUAAGGUUGGGAGAAAAGUAGAUGAAAUGUAUCUAGAGAUGACUAAGAAUGCUGGAAUAUUGGAAAAACUUCAUCAGAAAAACGAAGUCUACGUCAAUGACACAACUUUGACCAUAGACGGCAUAGAAACCCAGGUGGCAGAUAUAACGAAACAUAUUUACGAAGUUCAUAAAAAUUUAAAUGUUUUAAUGGGCCGCAUCUCUACGGUGUCCUACGAAUUCGGUAACGUCAAAAUCGCACUUGGAACAGCACUGGAUAAAAUUAAAGAUUCAUUCAAAGAGGUACAAGAAAAGGCGAAAGAUAUUACUAAUCCAGGACCACAUCCUGUUCCAGAAGUCCACGAGGAGCCAGAAGUGAAUCCUAGUACUCCUAAAGCUAUCAUCAAACCAAACAUAACAAUACCAAUUUCAGAUGUCAAACCUAACUGAGUUGGCGUAUAUAACGUUAUUCAUAAUGAAUUGAUAAAUAGUUUUGAA
Diprion similis is the source of this 1841-nucleotide messenger RNA. Its product is annotated as nuclease SbcCD subunit C-like. Bases 117 to 1793 code for a protein of 558 amino acids. The transcript is spliced from 9 exons. Gene Ontology annotation, cellular component: plasma membrane. Lineage: Eukaryota; Metazoa; Arthropoda; Insecta; Hymenoptera; Diprionidae. The record is from RefSeq and is a predicted model, not a curated record.